Molecule: messenger RNA, 492 nt
Organism: Giardia duodenalis
Lineage: Eukaryota; Fornicata; Diplomonadida; Hexamitidae
Exons: 1
Coding region: 1-492 (163 amino acids)
Source: RefSeq, a predicted model, not a curated record
AUGCCACCUGCAAAGGCCGGAAGCAAGCUUUCUGCCGAGGUCCAGAAGAAGAUCGAGGCCAUCCGCAAGCAGAAGAAGGCCCUCCCCAAGGGCAUGGAGCCUGUCCCCAAGGAGCACGUGGCCAUUAGCGAUCAGAUCUCAAUUCUUACAUCUGCAGGCUUUGUGCCGCUCUCUAUGGAUGCCGUGCGCAUCUACCAGGGUGAUAAGGUCACUGAGAUCACCAAGCUUCAAUUCAUGGGCAACCCGAGGGACAACAUCUGGAGCAUCAGCGGGACCGAGACCGAGAAGGCGAUUUCAGAUGUACCAGAUAACGAUUCUUACGUAGAGAUGUUCCGCAAAUACAUGUCGCAGAUGUCUAAGGAGUUUGCUGCCAAUGACAAGGCCAAGAGUGACACCGCUAACAAGGAGCCAGAGGCCGAGGCUGCGACGGAGAACCAGGCGGCAGCAGACACUGCUCCCAAGCCUGAACAAGAAGAAAAGGUGGAGGAGUAA